GUGUUGUUUUUGUCGAUGCUUUCACGCACAAAUCUCUUUUUUUCUUAUUUAUGAACCACAUUGAACGAAGAUUAAUUCACAGAUUUCAAAUGACUUUUUAACAUGAUGUCAAGAAAAAUACAUUUCAAAGUUUGUUUGCUUUUCAAAUGAAGUAACUUGUACAAAACUAUACGGUUCGAUUCUUUUAUACUGAUAGUUUGCAUAGAUCGUCUCUUGUGGAUACAAAUGUCAGGAAUGCAUUUACAUAAAAAAAUUAGCCUAUUCAAUAUUAUUAAUACUGUAACGAUUAUUUUAACUCAGUGCUGUGCUGAUACUGAUUAUGCGAACCAUAAAACACAAAACUAUUUUACUAAAAGCUCAAACUUACAAUUUUAUGACCGAAUUGAUGGAGAUAUUAAUUUCAUUGAUAAAUACUUACCUCGGCAAGUUAUCACAAGAAAGCUAAGGGAUGCUGUGCCGAUUAUGUUUCCGAUUGACUCAAAAGAAAUCGAAGCGUCCGAUCAUUUGAAAAGUAUAAUUGAAUCUAAUCAAAAUGGAAAUAUACCAAGUGAAGUUUAUUCAAACGAGAGGGUAGGUGAACAACAUAGGGAAGCUGAAGAAGGUGUAGAUGAUGUGAGUCACUGCAUUCCGAUUCACGAACCCGUUUGUCAUGGCCUUCAAUACACACAUACCUGGUUGCCUAAUUCAGUGGGUUUAACAACACAAGAAGAGGCCGCUAAACGCAUGAAUGAUUACCGUUCCUUGAUCAAUGUUGGAUGUUCACAGUAUUUGAAAUUUUUUCUAUGUACGAUUUAUUUCCCAAUGUGUACUCCAGCUCUGAAUCCACCAGCUGCUUUACAACCAUGUCAAAAUUUAUGUCGUUAUGUUCAGUCGAGAUGUGAACCGAUUAUGAAAAGUUUUAGCUUUCCUUGGCCGAUUGAACUGAAUUGUAAAUCAUUACCCUCGGAGUCCGGAAUGUGUAUACAACCACAAAAUUAUGAUUUAGAUAAACAAGGAGAAAUUAUAAGCCAAGGGAUUCCAUCUGAAGCUCACGGAGCCAUCGCCAACUUGCUACCAGAUUUUGGUGAAUUUCUAGCUCAUCAAAGUGCACAAAAUCAACAGUUGACUAACCAGACAGAUAACAGUCAUGGGAAGAUAUCAUUAAUUGAUAAUAAUCAGUCUGGAUUGAUGAAGUAUCAUAUACUUCAUAGAAGUAAACUGCAAGCCUCAAAGUGUUAUGUUGUUGAAAUUCUUUUAUAUUCCGAACAGGCUCAUGACAAUAUUACAUGUGCUCGUCGGUGCAACGCUCAUUUGUUUUACAAACCAAUCGAAAAACGUUUUGCCAAUAUUUGGAUGUUAGUUUGGGCCAUACUUUGUCUGGCAUCAUGCGCAAUGACAAUGAUUACAUUUAUAUUAAGCCGUUCACGUUUCGCCUAUCCAGAGAGACCGAUUAUUUAUAUAUCAGUUUGUUACUUUUUUUACUCUACUGGGUUCAUUUUACACGCUCUAAUUGGACGUGAUUCGGUGGCUUGUAGAAACAAAGUUGAAACUAUUUCAUCAUCAUUAUUGCCUAGCGGAGUAUCACAAGAGGGAGCGAAGAAACUUCUUACGAGUGUGGCCCAGUCGAAAGUUAAUGUUACUUUCUUGAUAACUUCUGGGCAUGAAGGUACAUGGUGUACUAUCGUAUUUCUUAUCCUGUUUUAUUUUAGUCAAGCUAGUUAUUUAUGGUGGGUUAUGCUAGCUAUCUCAUGGUUCUUAUCAGCUUCAUGUAAGUGGGGAUGUGAAGGCAUAGAAGCUAUCAGUAGUAUCUUACAUAUGCUCGCUUGGGCAGUUCCCGCGUUAAAGACUAUUAUCAUACUGAUCAUGCACCGCAUUGAUGCAGAUGAGUUAACUGGAUUGUGCAAUGUUGGUUAUCAAAAUUCAACAAGUUUACUUGCAUUUAUAUUAUUGCCACAAGUUAUCUACCUGUUGUUGGGUAUUUUAUUUUUAUUGGUAGGUUUCCAUUCUUUGAUUUCUCUUCGAUCAAACUUGAAACAACACGUUAAAAGUCUCCUGCCUGUUGGCAACACGACGACAGGACUAGCAAACUGUUAUAACUCACAGUUUAAAAGAAAUGUUUCAGCAACAUUAGCUACAUCAACAACACCACUACAACCAACAACGCUCACUAGUCCAGCCAUUCCUCUCAAUAAUGGAAAUAUACGACGUUUAGAUAAAUUGAUGAUAAAAAUAGCCGUAUUUUCUAUGUUAUAUGUUGUACCGAAGGCCUGUGUUAUUAGUGUGAAUAUUUACAAUUAUAUUAAUUACCCAAAAUGGAUGAAAACACUGGAUAAACUGGCGAAACAAACAAAUUGUUUGACAGAAUAUGGUACAAAUUGGUCAUUGGUGACCCAAUGCCUUAGUGAUAAUCACUUCCCAUCAGUUGAAGCUAAUAUGCUACAAAUUUUCAUGUCAUUAGUUGUCGGUAUCACUUCAGGUAUGUGGGUAUGGUGUAACCGGAAAUCCUCAGAAACAUGGAUAAAAUGUAUGACUGGCAAAAGGAAAGACUUAUCUAAAAAUGGUUUGAAUUACCGUCAUCAUAAUUGUGAGGAUGCUGUUGCCGGUGUUGCUGCUGGGAAUAAUAAUAAUUUGUCACAAGUUGACCAAAAAGCACAAUCUAUGAAUUCAACCUGUUGCAAUUCAAGAGGAGGAUGUGGAGUAAACAGUCAGCAUCCAGGAAAUUUGUGGCAAUCUUAGAAGAAAUGUUUCUAUAAUUGGAAUUCACUAAUGUUUCGAAUGAGAUGGUAUCAAUUUUAAUUCUUUGAAAAAAAUUAUCCAUGAUGGAAGUAACAAAGGAAAUUUUACUACAUUCACCGCCGAAAUAUCUACUUUUGAUUAGUCGAAGAUUUUGAACUAUCAAUCUUCCGAGAAAAUGAAAUUCUCAUUUCGGUCAUUCGAAAUUUCCCAAGAUAAUCAAAAUUUUGAGUUCAUCACCAUACAAGUAACUCGACUUGACCAUAUUUACAUUCCGAUAAUAAAUCUACUGAGUAAACACAAAACUUUAAACAAAUAUAACUUAUGACCCCCUUAUUACUGAGUUAUUGAUAGACUAACACUCAAACUGCACGUCGAUUUACAAUUAGUCUAGUUGAUCGAGCGUUUACAGCUUCUUUUGAAGAGAGAUUUUUUUCACACGUCUGGUAAGUCAAUUUCUCCUAUUUACUAUAAUAGCUAUUGAUGAAAAUGCAUUUGAAAUAUUGGGAUUCAAAUGAUUUCGAAUCUUAAGGAAUAAAAGAUGCUAACCCGGGUCUUCACUCCAUACAAGUGAUUUCAACUACAGAAACUCCAUCAAUUUCGAUAAUUCAAUGAACAAUACUAGUCACCUGGUGGUUGAUUCAUCUCAGUAUCAUCAGCAUGGAAUCGCACGAAACAACGUGAGAAAUUUAAUGCCUUCUGGAUCGUUAAAUCUGUCAUCUGGAGCAGCUUCAUGCACAAGUGCAGUUCCGUUGUCAUAUGGUUUAGGAACGAUGGAUAUGUCCUUAUUUAAUUCAAAUGAAUCCAAUUAUUGCAUUCGAUCGUCACAAAGGCAAGCCGUUAAAAUCAGACCGACUAAUAUUGGAAGACCUGACUUUUGAUUUACGUUCAUUUUAUUGGUUAAUAGUGUACAGUAUAUUUGAAUAAAGUGUAACUUUAGCUAUAUUUAUCCACAAUGGCUUAUAUUCACCAACUUAUAAACACUAUAUUAUAUCAAGGAAACCGUUGAACAUUGAACAAAAGUCAAAUGUGAAGAGAAUGGUACCCUGCAAGUCUUGUUCAACCAAUUUGAAUACAUAAUAACAUCGUUUACAUUAUAUUAUAAAGUCAUUUCAUAAAUGGUGAUUCCUUCAUUUGUUUUCCGUCAGCUAACUGUUUAUUAGUUUAAACACAGAGACUGCCCUUACACAAACACACAGUAUGCUCAUCUUUGUAUAUAAAAAAUAAUUUGUGAGUGAUAUUCUAGUAAUCUUUUAACUUGAACAGUUUUCUUUUAUUCUUUUCUUUUUUUUGGUGAAAGUUGAAAAGCUUUUCAGCCUAUAUACUCCACAUUCAUUUACAUUACUAUAAUUUAAUCUGUUAAAUUUUUGAGUAAACUUUAUCAUAAGUUUACCUAUUGGUUGUAGAGAAAAGAUGAUUCAAAUUAUUUAAAAAAGAAGGCGGUUAAAUAAAUUGAACUUGAUAUUAGUUAACUACAGUAAAAUGAAUCAACAACCACUAACUAACCUUCAUCAAUGUAGCCUAGAAAACUCCUUCCCGAUUUAUUAUUAUUUUAAUUCCAUUCUAUCCGCAAUUUAUAAAACUUGUUUAAUACUUUAAAAUUUCCAUUUUGGAAUUAUAAACCUAUUCAGUUCUAAAGAAUAAUAUAAAUACUCAACCU
Molecule: messenger RNA, 4372 nt
Organism: Schistosoma rodhaini
Lineage: Eukaryota; Metazoa; Platyhelminthes; Trematoda; Strigeidida; Schistosomatidae
Source: the annotation of a GenBank genome assembly